ACGUGUUACGUAGGGGUACUGCUUCCGGGUACUUGGUAGCAUAAUCCAAAACCACCAAUAUAUACUGAUGCCCCCUUGCAGACUUUACCAGAGGACCUACCAGGUCCAUUGCAAUCCUCUCAAAAGUUAUUUCUAUUAUAGGCAAUGGUACCAGAGGACUGCGGUAUGCCUUAAAAGGGGCAGUUUGCUGGCAUUCAGGACAAGAAGAACAAUAAUUUGCAACUGAUUCAAAUACCCCAUAAAACCUCUGUAAGACUCUUUAUUUUGUCUUUUCUUUGCCUAAAUGUCCCCCCAGUAUAUGGCUGUGUGCAAGGUUUAGGACUGUAUGUGUGAAGGGCUUAGGCACAAGUAAUUGCUUUACAACAUCCAUCCCCUUUUUCUCCACUCUAUAAAUCAAAUCAUUCUGUACCUCAAAGUAAGGAUAUAAAGGGGCUCUAUCUAGUUGUACUGGAUCAUCAUUAGAAACCUGGAUAUUUUUACGGGCCUCUGCAAGAGUGGGGUCUUCCCAUUGUGCUUUCCUGAAGUUAACAGGACUGACUUCUAAUUCAGGAAGGUUAAUGCCUUGAUCCUGAUCAUUAUCGGACUCCUGACUAUCGUGGCCCGGGUCAUCUCCUAUUAAAGCUGGCAUGUGACGUGAGGCUUCAGCCUUCUCUGUUCUUAUGUUAGUGCUUCCCAUUCUAUGUCAGAAAAAUGAAACACAUUUCCAGAAUCAUCAUCAUCAUUUGCUAUACAAUCAUGAGCUACUUUUCCUGGAGACCCCCACAAGUCUAGAAAUUGGGGGAAAUCCCUUCCCAACACCACAUCAUAAGCCAAUUUAUCAACCACCACCGCUCUAUGAUUCACAGUACCAAAAAGGCUUUCAAAUUUCAGCAAAACUGUAGGAUAUUCACGUUUGUCACCAUGAACACAAAUAAUACCUAUUUUCUGAAAUGCAUCAACAUCGGCUUCAGAUACAAGGCAUUUUGUUAUCAACGUAGCCAUACUUCUGGAGUCUAAUAUAGCUCUAACCUCUUUCCCAUUCACCUUUAUAGAACAUAUCUGCGGCUUGUGACUACAGUUGGCAACAGCAGAUUCCAUAUGAUUCAGCAGACAAGACAAUUGUACAUCCUGAUUAAUCAUAUUGCAUUGCAUAGGUUCAUCAAUCAAGGGACAGUCUCUAGCUUUAUGUCCAAGUUCAUUACACCGGAAACAUUUAAUAUUAUAUUCUGUCCCCCACCUAGACCCUUUUCCAGGAUUUACAUUUCUAGGCAUAAGCGUAUGGGGUCUCUGAGAAUAUGUCUCUUGUUCCUCUGUGUCUCUGAAACCUUGAAAAAUCUUACCAGGUCUUUCAGCAGCUGGAGUCUUAACUCUCUGCAUAGACUUUGUUUUGUUAAGCCACUGUCUGUCAUCCGCAGCAACAUAUCUUUCCACCAAACUAAUUAACUCAUCGGCUGAUUGUGGAUCACUCUGACUGACCCAUCGAUGCAGUGAAGCAGGUAAGCCCUGCAGGAAUCUGUCCAUCACAAGAAGAUCCAUGAUGUGGCUUGCCAUAUUUAUUUCAGGUUGUAGCCACUUUCUAGCAAGAUGUAUCAGGUCAAACAUCUGGGAGCGGAUAGGUUUCGCUUGGUUGAAAGUCCAGGCAUGAAAUCUUUGGGCACAAACUGCCAUAGUCACACCAAGUCUUGCAAGGAUAUCAGCCUUCAGUUUGGAGUAGACCCCUGCCUGCGCUGGUUCCAGGUCAUAGAAAGCCUUCUGGGGUUGUCCGAUCAGAAAAGGUGCCAGUAUGUUUGCCCACUCACUCACUGGCCACUCUUCUCUCUCAGCGGUCCUCUCAAAAGCUAAAAGGUAUGCUUCCACAUCAUCUGUAGGUGUCAUCUUCUGCAGGUAACGGCUGCCUCUGAUCAUCUCAACCUCGGACUGCAUCCCAUCCGAAACUCUGGUCAGUCCAUUGGUCAAAGCCUGUAUCUCCUUCUGUAUCAUGCUGGAGGCCUGAUGUUGCUCCUCCCUGAGCAGGCAGUUUGCCUCAGCUUGGGCUGCCACAACCUGCUGGAUCAUGGCAUCUGUGUUGGCUUUUUGCGUGAUUACCAGUUGCUGUAGGGCUGCAAUAUUUUCCUGUUGUGCCACUGUGGCCUGUUGCUGUACAGCCGUAGCCUCCUGCUGUAUGGCUGUAGCCUUUUGCUGUGCCUCUGUAGUUUGCAACAAAACUUUCACAACUUCCUCCAUAUUCCUCCAGGCUUGUUUGGUUCCCAGUUAAUACCCACAGGCUUCUUCAGUGCACUGCCCCACCAUAUUCUCCAUAUUCUGCAUUCUCCACCAUAUGUGACAAACUUACUUCCCUGUGUGUGUUUGUCCAUGAUCUUUUGGCAACUGCACAGCCCUCUAGGGUAAGGAAGCCAGGCCAAGACAAAGUCCACUUUCAAAGGCCUCUGGCCUGUUUAUUUUCUGUUGUUAAGAAGUAGCAGGAUACAACAGGAAACAACAGGAUAUAACAGGAUACAACAGGAUACAACAGGAUACAACAGGAUACAACAGGUAGCAAACCUUCUUUCUCCUCAAAACACUUCCCUCACUCCACCCUGCUUUAACUGCAGUUAAAUGCUGCUCACAGCCCCUACAGGUGAGGCUAAUGACCUCAUUAGGCAGUCAGCCAGAACUCCUGGGCUGGACUCAUGCACAGCCAUUCUGACAGUGGGUGGAGAAUCGGCCUACCCUGCUCUUCCGAAUACAGGGACCCAAAUAACAACAUAGAAAAAAACCUACAUUUCAACUUUUCUUUCCCUGGGGCUGCAUGUGCUUACCCACAUGUAAGGAUAGUGGCUGCAUAAAAGUCUGGGUGCCAGAUAUACACCCCUGGCCACCAUCCCCAACACUCUGUCACAAACACACACAAAUACACUUUAGGAGAUUCAUUCUGACACACACAAAUUGACACACAUCAACAGAUACAGUGACAUACACACAUGCACAGAUACACACACACAUAUGAACAUGUAUUCACACAUAAACAGAUACACACUGACACAUAUGAACAUACACACACUCACCUAGAUACACACACUGGCACACACAGAUUGAUACAUAUGAAGAAAUACAGUGAAACACACAUGCACAGGUACACAUAUUGAUGCACAUGUACAUAUACACACAUGCAUAGAUGUACAUACACAUUUACAAACAGUGACCCAUAUGCACACAACACACUCAUACUCUCCACAUCUCUUUGAGUCCAGCUUAUCUUCCUGUUGUGAGCUCUCCAAAUGUCUCCCGGGCUUCCAUACAUCACUGAUUUUCCUCUGGUUUGCAGCAAGAACUUUCAGCUGUGUCAGCGAGGGUAGGGAGUGUCCCAUAGCACUCUUGAUAACAGUGACCCCCUGACCAUGUGUUCCAACCAGUUGCAACGCUGGAAGUUCCUCACCUGCUUUGAGUAACUAUGCUUUGCAAUAUGCUGGAACUUAAAACACUGUUUGAUAUUUCACAAAAGUCCAAUAUAGCAGGAGAUGCGAUAUCAAGAAAGAGCGCAUGGAGACAAAUUCCAUGGAUAGAACCUGGUGCCGAACCUCUUGAACUUCACCAGCUGCAAAUACUAGAGAGAGAACUGCAGGGCAAUGGAUCAUGGGACCAAUAUCAAAUCAGACUAACUUACUCCAAGAUGGUUUGGAUAUAUGAAACAAGCUAAACUUAAAAUACCUCUUUUAUCUUAGAGGUAUUUUCAUACUUUGCAAAUACCCCUUAAGGUAAUAUCUCUGAGCUGGGGAGGACCAGGGGUGGAAGGUAGUCAUACUAUGUUGAAGCGGUUUCCUGUACAUAUUGUUUUUCAGCUCUUGGUGCACCAUCUGCCAGGAGCUGUGUCAGUGCUGUACUCCUGCACAUGCAUAAGAGCACAAUACUGAUCCCAUUGUACCACUGUACAGCGCUACAGAAUUUGCUGGUGCUAUGUAAAUAAUAAAAUAAUAAUAAUAAUACUGAUGUCUAUGGAGGAUCCUGUGGGUACACAGGAGACAACAAAAAACUAAUCUUGUGAUCUGCCAUAAGCAACCUGUAUUUUGUGAGCUGAAAGAGCCAAAUCCAUUGGGUUAAUUCACUGUUCAACAGUUUCCUGACUGACUUAUUGGGUCCAGCAGAUUAAACAGGGUGACACCCUAGUUAAUACCCAAUAUGAUCUGUGCAAACUUUUUCACUAGGGAAAUAUGUGGGCUAUUUUGGCACCAUAUGAAUAAAUAUAAAACUUUUUUACUCUUUGUAGGUCUUUGUUGUGAUGUAUAAAAUGUUCUAACCUAUGUUUCAGCCACUCACUGUCAGUCUGAAAUAUGUUUAUUCACAAACACAGUAUUUAUAAAGAAUCGGCAAAGGAAUUGCACAUAUUAGGCUAAACAGAUUAUCUGGUAAACUAGAUAAGUUGGAUAAUGUGUCUAAUUUUGGCUAUUUUCGACGUAAUUUUUUUUUCCCUUGUCAAUUCUCCACAAUUACCAGCUUUGUUGAAUAACCCAUGUUAUUAUCUGUAUUUAAAACAACACAGAUAAGAUAACCAAGAUGAAGUUGAAAGAGGAAAUUCUUCUUGUUAUCAGCAAUAUAAAUACUAUAAACUACAGAUGUACGCAUUAAAAAAAUAGAACUGGUGCACUGGUGUGGGGAGAAAGUAGCCUUACUUGUCUGGCAAGUGGCGCAGUUAUUUAAUAUGUCAAUGGUUCCUCUGAAUCUACAUCUGUUUGUGAGAUAAUGGUGUGUUUCCCACACAUGGAAAAUCUUAAACAUCAAAAUAAACUAAAUGGACUACUGUAUAGCAAAAAGAGAGAAUUUUCAUUCACUAGAAGACUAAUAGUUCACUAUAUAUAUGUGUUCACUAUAUGUAUGUGUUCACUAUAUGUAUGUGUGUGUGCUUUUCCUCUAUCCAUUGUGAUAUCUGUCAUAUAUUAAUAUCAGUAUAACACACAUUGUAUAAAAAUGCUGAUAUUUAUUGUUAUGCUUUAUUCUCUUUAGGUUGUCAAUUAUGAUUUCAUCCCUUAUGCUACUAACACAAAAGAUUACAUCUCUUGCACUGGAUAUUCAUGAAAGGAAAGUGACUGUAAUAACUCUUCAGACUGGUAAUGGUAUCCACAGGCAGAUAGCAGUCAAUGUACUGGUAGUUCUCUCCUACUUCCUGUUCUUUCCAGCCCUGUUGGGAGGUCCACUGUGCUCGUUUGUGAAGUUUCAGCAGCAUGUCCACAGAUCUCACAUGUCCCACGCUUUGAGGCCUACAUGGCUGUUGAUCAAAGGCUGUGCUAUUUCUUUUUUGCUGCAAAUGUUCCGUUCUUUAGUGGCUGAGAAUAUAGACAUUCACGGUGGUCUCUUGGAUUGUACAAACUUGAAUUGUAUAUACAUCAUGUGGAUUACAGCUGUGCUAUUUAAAUUGACGUAUUAUUCCCAUUGGAUGUUGGAUGAAUCUCUUCUUCACGCUACAGGAUUUGUAAAUGAAUGUCUUGACGGGUCAGACUUACAUAUAGUCUCGGAUCUUGAUAUUUGGGCCUUGGAAACAACUCACAAAAUCUCAUUUUUUGCCCGAUCCUGGAAUAAAAGUACAGCAAUAUGGAUGAAAAGACUAGUAUUCACAAGGUGCAAAACCAGACCUUUACUGAUGACAUUUGCCUUUUCAGCCUGGUGGCAUGGACUCUAUCCAGGUCAAGUGGUUGGUUUCUUGUGUUGGGCAAUGAUGGUAGAAGCUGAUUACAGAAUACAUAAGUAUUUAGGUGCUUGUGAGAAAGUACAAUACAUCAGAUAUCUUUAUAAAAUUGGCUCCUGGUUUCUGACUCAAUUAAUAAUUGCAUUUAUUAUGGUAGCUGUUGAAAUGAGAAGCUUUGCAAUGGUAUGGGCUUUAUGCUCCUCUUACAAUAGUGGAUUUCCGAUGCUGUACUGUAUAUUAUUGUUAUUAUUGAAGAAAUGAUGUCAGUCUACCUGGAUGCCUUACCACUGCCUCUACUCAACAAAUUGAUGAAAGUAUCAUAUAACCUGUGAUGUUACAUUGUGUAUGUUAUAUUAUAUCCCUUAAAUACAUGAAUCCUCCCAAAGGUAAUUAAAUUUACUGAAGCAUGUAACCCAUCUUGCUUCAUCUAGAGAACGUAUUCCAGAAUAAAUUCUAGAUAACACAAUUUUAAUCUUGUUGUUAGAUGACUAUUGACUUCACUUACACCCCUUUAUAUAUGAUGAACUAAGAAUCCCCCCUAAAUUUGUAAGCAGGGCCGCCAUCAGGGCAUGACAAUCAUAACGGUUGUCAUGGGCCUGGCGGUCCUGGGGGGCCCAGACUGCUCUGGGAGUCCCGGGCCCCACAUUCCAUAUGUGCACAUAUAGAUAGCGACUAUCGCUAUCUAUAUGUGCACCUGCGGGCCACGGCUACCUGUACAAAGCAGACGGGGGCCAACCAGCACCAUCUUAACUCUCCAGCAGCUCCUGUGCCUGUGACUCUCGCAAGCUCCGCGGCCGGCAGUGCAUUGUCAUAGGUUACCAUGGCAACGCUCAGCGUGGCAAACAGGCACAGCUCGCAAGAGUUACAGACACAGAUGCUGCUGGAGAGUUAAGAUGGUGCUGACUGGCCCCUGACUACAUUCUACAACGGCUGGCUCCCUCCACCAGACCACCAGGGAUGCAAUCUCCCCCUUCACUAGUCAGGUAAGAAGCAGAGACUGGGGAAUAAAAUAGUGUGUUAAAUAAAUGUGGGUCAUAUACAAAAAGGCUCCCACCCUAUGCAGCCCCCUAUUUUACACAUUUACACACACUAAUCCACAACACAAACACACACUGCAUACACUAUACACACUUAAACCACAACACAAACACACACUGCAUACACUAUACACACUGCAUACACCAGGCCGGACUGGGAAUUAAAAGCAGCACUGGAAAAAAAUUAUUUACCAGCCCCAUAAUGCGCCACGCCAGCAUAAUGUGCAGAUACAGAGUUAGAAAAGAGAAAUUAAAGGACCACUAUAGGCACCCAGACCACUUCAGCUUAAUGAAGUGGUCUGGGUGCCAGGUCCAGCUAGGGUUAACCCUUUUUUCUAAAAACAUAGUAGUUUCAUAGAAACUGCUAUGUUUAUAUUAGGGUUAAUCCAGCCUCUAGUGGCUGUCUCAUUGACAGCCGCCAGAGGGGCUUGCGUGCUUCUUACUGUGAAAAUCACACUGAGAAGACCCCAGCGUCCAUAGGAAAGCAUUGACACUGGCUGAAUGCACGUGCAGCUCUUGCCACGCAUUCGCAUUCAGCCGAGUGCAGAUUUAUUUUAAGCAGACGUGCCUUUGCAUGUAAUCAAUGUUUCAGUCCAACUACCUUGACAUAUUAAGGAAAGCUUGGUAACGGGACUGAAAUGGUGAAUGUAUGUAUUGCACAGCUGUAAAAAAAUACGUUAGCUUGUUUAUUUUGAAGUCCUGUGGGUGCACUCUUCACUUUAAAUAUGUUAUUGUGCUGGAGUACGCACCUAGCAACAGGACUGGGCCAGUAUCUGCUCAUUACAUAUGGUACAUAUUAAUGACAUUUUUCUGUGUAUUAUGCAUAUAUAAAUGUACAUUAAUAUAUGUGUAAAUAUUAUAGACAUAAUUUUAUAUAUAUAUAUAUAUAUAUAUAUAUAUAUAACUAAUACGCACAUUAAUAUACAUGAUAUAUAUAUAUAUAUAUACCCGUGGCGGAUCCAGGGGCAAUGUUUGCAUGGGGGUCUGUGUGUGUGUAUGGGGGGCAGUGUGUGAAUAUGUAUGGUGUGUGCAGUGUGUGUAUGGGGAUAGAGUUCACUCUCACCACUGCGACCGCCAGGUGGUCGCAGUGGUGAGAGUGAACUCUAGCCCGUAGCUCCAGGGCUAAAGUUCACUCUCGCGAGAGCCGGAGCGUUGCCGCUGUAACCGCGGCAAUGCUCUGUACUCGCGCAAGAAGGACCCGGAGGAGCUGCAGGCUGAGCUCCCGGGUCCUCUCUUCCUCCCCUGCACGGUGCCUGCAGAACGGGGAGGGAGAUCUCUGAUCUCCCCUCCGGUCCGUGAAGGCACAUGGCGCUUGGACAGGGCCAGCCCUGCAUUGGCCAGCAGGGGAGAGCCUCUGGGGGGGGGGGGCAAUUGCCUGUUGCCUCCCCUGGAUCCACAAGUGAUAUACACAGCCCCUCUGUGUGCCUUUUUGUCUCCCCCAGUCCCUCUGUAUGUUUCUUUCUCCCCCUCACUGCUCCUCUGUGUCCAUGUCUCCCCUCUCCUUCCCAGUCUCUCUCUCCCCCCUCUGCCUCUUUUUCCCCCUCCCCUUGUGUGUCUCUCUCCUUUCUCCCUCUGUGUCUCUCUCUUCCCCUCUGUCUCUUUCUCCCCUCUUUCCCUGUGUCUCUCUCUCCCCCUCUACCAUCUCUCUAUUCCCCCUCUUUCUUCCCUUUUGUCUCACUCUCCCCCCUCUGUCUCUUUCUCCCCCCUUUCCUUGUGGCACUCUCCCUCCCCCUCUGUCUCUCUCUAUUCUCCCACUGUCUCUUUCUUCCCCUGCGUCUAUCUAUUCACCCUCUCUCUGUUUUAUUUUCCCCCACUUACCUUGUGUCUCUAUAUUACCUUUCUCCCCCCCACCCUUCCCCCCCAUUUACCUGAGAGGAGUCAGGGGGGCCGGCCGCGUUCCACACAAAACUACAUCUGUGACGAGACCAAUCUCGCCACAUUGCAUUGGAGGAGCCUGGUUGCCCACCUGCUGCCUUUGGAUUAUGGACCAGCAGCUAAAGGGUUAAUUUUACUGUGCAGAAGGAUUUAUUUCUCCCUUUCUGCACAGCCGUUCGGUAGAUUCUAUCUACCGAACAAACAGUUUCUUUUCAGCCUCCCCAGAGCCAUGGGAAGCCGGCCAGCGACCUUAAUUGGCCACCCAGAAGCUGGAGUACGCCCUCCAUUUACCUCCCUGAAGCCGCGGUUAACCGCGGCUUAACGAGCGUGUGCCGGCAAUUGACCACCCAGUAGCUGCGGUUAACCGCAGCUUAAUUGAUUGUUACUGGGUGGUCGCGGUUACACUUAGCCCCCACACGAUGGCGGUGUUCUGGAGCUCCCCGGGCAGCCAGCGCUUUUCUGCCCGGCUUUCCUGCAUCAAACCGGACACUUUUACGUGCAAGCACCGCUGAACCUCCAACCCCUGGUUCUAAUUCGUACGGAUUUCACGAAUGCAUGUAAAUUCGUUUUUUUAUGUUGGAGGAAUGUUUUAACCCAGAUAGCCAUGCCAUGGAGCCUGUUCGUGGAAUUAAAGACUUUGGCUCCAUGGCAAUUAAACUGUAUUCGUGUGGUCUGAGUGCCAUUCACCUAAUAAUCUGCACUCAGACCUGAGCUAUCUGGGGAUAUGUUACAUGUAUAUAUUUACUGUACCGUUUGUCCCAUUAUGUAUUUUAAAGUGAUAGUCUGUCUUUGUGUCCCCACGUGUGUAAUGGAGUUUUGCCUUUGUCCUGGGAGAUAAUUGAAUUACUUCUCCAGGGCAGAGGGGAGGAAGCCAGGAUGCAUUGUGGGGAUGUUUUACUUCUGUAUGUCUGUAAUUGGUACAUGUCUGUCUUUUGUUACAGUCUUCCAUCUGGUCCCUUAGGGGAGUGUCCACCAGGUGGGAGACCUGCAUAAAUACUGGGCAGGUAGCCCUCAUUAAACAGACCACUGCUUGACCCCCAACACGGAGCCUUGUCUCGUCUUUGGGUGGAUUUACUGAAUGCUGAUAGAGACUGAUUGCUAGGAGUGUAAGCCGCUUGGAUGCUUUUCCUAUUCGUCUGGUAGCAGCAAUUCGUAUGGUUCCUGUUCGUGUAUUUGGAGUGCUAUAUUGGAUGCCGUUCGGGAGUUUGAAGCAAUCACUUAUUGUAUGCAGUUCGAGUGUUUGGAGCAUUCCCUUGUAUGCAGUUCGGGUGUUUGGAGCAUUCCCUUGUAUGCAGUUCGGGUGUUUGGUGCAUUCACUUGUAUUCAAUUCGUGAGUUUUGGUGAUUCUACAGUAGCUGUGCCUGUCUCUGAAAGGGGAUUAUCGUCUAAGCGUUUUUUUUCUCUUUUGUGCAAAACGGUCCGUUACAACAUCCAUUAUACAAAUGUGCACUCUGUAUAUAUUUUACACACCACACAGACAGGGCAUCCUUGUGGGUGGACUCAGAAUGGGCCCCGGGGGCCCAGACUUUGAAGGUGUCAGGGGCCCCAAAUUUCUGAUGGCAGCCCUGUUUGUAAGACAGAAUUGCAAGAAUUAUUUCUUCUUAAGGUUCUGUCAGCUUCCAUCCAGCCUUUACAGAGCCUGUCAGUAGACACACUUGCAUGGAGUCUUGUUGGAAUUACCUCUGAAGUACAUCUAUUGUUGGUUUUCUCUUGCCAUUCAUAUGUCUAUAAGUGAUUCUCGUGUAGUUUUGUAAGUCUGAACUCAUAUUGUUGUUCCCAGGCAUGUGAGAUGAUUUUCAUUAGUUGCUGCUCCUUGUUACAACUAAUUUAUUAUCACAGAAAACCCAUAAGUCAAGAUGGCACAUUACAGCAUGUUCUCCAUUGACAUGUUAAGAAGCAUCUAAUUUUAAUUGUUAAAUUAAAUAAUGCAAUAACUAACUAAAGGCUCAAUGUCUCUAUUAGUUCUCAAUUAGACAACUACAAGAAGGUCCAUUUUGGGUAAACUAAUCUAAUGUUCUAACUAAUUUAACAUGUCCCUGAGAACCUAUGAACAUCACUGAGACUUCUCUGAGGCUUUGAAUGUGAACUAUGGUGUUAUCGACUGCAUAGAUCUCCUGACAAGUUAAUUUGCAUAUGACAGAUUUUCUAAUAAUAAACCAGAGUUUAUUCUAACCUCACCUCUGUGUGCCUGUGUCUGAAUCACCUCUCCGAGCUCGUGGGUGUGGUUAGUGGAUCAGAGGUCUUGGAUGCGGAACUGCAGCUGUUAUAAAUCCCCGGGACAAAAAAAAUAACCCUAACUGUGACGGACAUUGGGCUAACUUGACCGUAUGUCAGUGAUGGCUAAUCUUGACACCAUAAAUUGUUUCUGGACUACAUUUCCCAUGAUGCUCAGUAGCUUUUAGAGUCUAAUAGCUAGCUGAGCAUCAUGGGAAAUGUAGUCCAGAAACAAUUUAUGGUGUCAAGGUUAGCCAUCACUGCCUUAGGUAAUGGAAAGGAAAGUCCAAUAUUGGCUUUUUCCGUUUGGACAGGUCCAAUCAGGUAGAUAAUUUAUUGGUAGCUCAAAUGUGUUUUACAUAUUGAAUAAACUUCAAAACCUGUGCAAUUAAUGUUAAUAUCAUGUGUUUAAGAAAAACACAUUGUACUGUACACAGAUACAGAACAUAGUUUAUAACCACAAUCUUCCUUAAUUAAAUAAUGUAUUCAUUACAGUAAAACAGUAGAUGGUUCCAUACCUUUCAGCUCCAGCUUCCUGAGAAUUGGGAGGGAGGAAAAAGAGCUGGGCCAGUGAUGUGAUCUUGUCAUUGCCCUCUGCCCAGAAAGGAGGUAGGUCCAUCCGAGUUAUUGGCAGGUCAGUCUGACCAUCAUUCAGGCCAACUCAAUGAGGGCAGGAUAUGCAGGGAGCACUGUGUCAAUGCUCCCUGCAGGGUCCUAGUGUCCUGAACAUAGCGUGAGCGCAUCUUAAGAUGCUAUGAUUGUUAGGCACAGUUAGGGAACAAAGGUGGGACAUGAUCCAAAAAUCAGCACUGCCCUGCAGAAAUUAGGUUAGUUGGGAAGGAUGUGGUUCCUUAAAAUACAUACCGUGCAAUGCCAGAUACAAUUUGACAAUACAGCUAAAAUGUUGGCUCCUCCAAAAUCCAUGUUAAAAGAAAUGUGGCUUGUAUCACAGUUCUAGGAUAGAUUCUAACACGUCAGGAAAGUUGUGCCAAAAAAGAAUAAGUCAGUUUGUUUAAGUUUAGAAAACUGUAUAAUCUAUUAUUAAUUUUACGAUACUUUCGGCCAAUAACAACACUUCCCUGUCACUUACGCUGUGUUGGAUAUAGAGAAAUUAGUUUAACCUUUGGUCUGAAAAUGAAAACAGACACAGAUUUCUACAGCUUGGCCCUGUUCAACUGGCAGCUGAAAACUUCACAUGGAAACAUGCCCUUUGGCAACUUCUGUAACACAUAAUACACCUUAUAUUUAAAGCUUGUUAACUUUUCUCUUCCACUUUCUGUGUAUGGAUAAAAGCUUAACUAAAUAAGUUUGUUGAGGCUAAAAUCCCCAGUGUGCCAUAAACUAUCAGUGAAAGUCAGGUUUCCAAAUUCCAUACCCAGUUCUUUUCCCUUUUGAAGGAUUUAGUCUUCUGAAUUUAUAAGUAACUUGUCUUAGUUUCACUAUUGAUAUCGAUUAUGUUCUAGAUUUAUCCAAAAUACUCACAUUGAAGUAGUAUUUCGGGAAAUCUUUUGAGCUUCAAUAUACUGUGAUACGAUGUCUUGCAAACUCCUCACUUUCCUUGGACAAUUUUACAUUACAAUUAAAAUAAAUUAUAUUGGAAAUUGUAAAAUUUUGUUUUUACACAACGCAUCCUACACUUUCAAAGUGCACAAUAUUUUUUUUGCAUUAUUAAGGGACAAAAAUUAGUUAAACAAUAAAAAAGAUGUUAAAUGGGAGAAAUCUGGAAAAAUUAAAGGUCUAGAGUUAAUAGGGCAAACAAGGGGAUGACCCUGGGUAAACAGUAAAUAGUAGAGCGGAACUGCCCUAUAGUAGAGUAAUUUCUAAAUAGUAACAUUUAAUAUAUUUAUUAAAAACAUUGUGUCACAAAGUGAAAUGGUAUGAAAAAUUAGCCCACUCAACAAAAUUCAGUUAAUUUACUUAUAAGAAAAAAGUGAAAAAGACAAAAGAAAAAUAAUAUUUGCAUAAUUAUCGACUAAGUGGUCAUAGAAAUUAGAAAUAAAACCUGGUUUAAUUUCUACUAGGUAUAUCUGGAGGUAGAAAAAGUGUCUGUGAUCUUGUGAUAAUUACAGGAAAAUACUGUCUGUCUACUGUCACUCUGUCCCCUGUCACCCCCUCACUCUGUCCCCUGUCACCCCCUCCUUCCCUCACUCUGUCACCCCUCACUCAGCCCCCUGUCACCCUCUCACUCUGUCCCCUGUCACCUCCUCACUCUGUCUCCUGUCACCCUCUCACUCAGUCCCCGUCACCGUCUCACUCAGUCCCCUGUCACCACCUCACUAUGUACCCUGUCACCCCCUCACUCUGUCUCCUGUCACCCCCUAACUCUGCCCCCUGUCACCCUCUCACUCUGUCCCCUGUCACCUUCUCCUUCCCUCACCCUGUCCCCGUCACCCCCUCACUUUGCCCCCUGUUACCCAAUCACCCUGUGCCCUGCCACCCUCUCACUCUGUCCCCUGUCACCCCUCACUCUGUCCCCUGUUACCCCCUCACUCUGUCUUCAGUCAGCCCCUGUCACCCCCUCACUCAGCCUCUGCCCCCCUUAGUCAGCUCUCUGUCACCCCCUCACUCUGUCACCUGUCAACCCCUUACACUGUCCCCUGUCACCCCCUCACUCAGCCCCCUGUCACCCUCUCACUCUGUCCCCUGUCACCCCCUCACUCUGCCUUCUGACACCCCCUCACUCUGUCCCCAUCACACCCUUACUCUGUCCCCUGUCACCUCCUCAGUCAGCCCCCUGUCACCCUCUCAAUCUGCUACCUGUCUCCCUCACUCUGUCCCUGUCACCCCUCACUCACCCCCCUGUCACCCCCUCACACUGUCCCCUGUCGCCCCCUCACUCUGUCCCCUGUCACCGCCUCACUCUGUCCCCUGUCACUCCAUCACUCUGUCCCUUGUCACCCCUUCUGUCAGCCCCGUCACCCCCUCAUUCCUUUGCCUGUCACCCUCUCAUUCUGCCACCACCUCACUCUGCCACCUGUCACACCCCUCCACACUCUGUCCCUCCCUUCCACACUCUGUCAGCCCCCUCCACACACCCUGUCACCACUCCGUACACACGGUGCCACCACCCCCCACACACGCUCCCCACUCCUUUUCCAGUCACACUCCCUCCUCCAACCAUGCCUCACUCGUCCCCAACCCUGCCACACGCACCCUGUCGCAUUAACACCUAUAAUCCUGUCACACACUGUGGCGAAACCGACCUCGCCACUGGGCAUUGGAGAAGACUGAUUGCCAGCCUCCUGCCAUGUGACUAUGGCCCCUGGGAUGUAUUGCCCUUUAAAGACAUGAUUUGGGCAUAAUGGAUUUGUGUUGUGCUACUGCUGGCCCUUAAAGAACCAUCUGGGGACAUACUGUGGAGUUACUGGGUGGCCACCAUUUCCUGUAUCAGAAGCACAUGGUGAGAACAAUGGAUGGCGGCCAUUUUAACUCACAGACACUGUUUGGACUUUUCAACAUGGUGCCAUCUCGCCAGUAUUUGGUGCACAGAGACAUCAUGCAGUGGUUUUGGACUAUACAGCAGGGGACACAUUAUACAGUGAUUGUUUUUCAUUUAGCCUGUAUAUGUUCUGCAGAAUCUGCAUUAAACUGUAUCUUCCAAAGUACUGAACUGAACUUUUUAUGGGGUUAUUGCAUGUUUUGGGGUCCCUGUGAUGUGUUUUAUGAAACUGUAUUUCUCUGUCUGUGAUAAUUAGAUUACCCAUUGUGUAAGGUAAUUGUAUUACAGGCAGAGGGGAGGAUUUUGUGUGGGAGUGUCUGUGUGUAUUGUACAGAUUGAUUGGUUGUUCUGUAAAACCCUGUGGGCAGUACUAAGUUUGUGGAUUGGGAAUAAAAGAGGCUGUAUGUGCCAGUACAGUCAGUUCCUGCUUAACCCUCAAAGUGAAGUGUCGUCUCAUUAUUGGGGGAGGAUUUAUUGUAUGCUGUUCCAGUUUGACUGCUAUGAGUGUAAACCUAUUCGCAUGAUUUUUCCUAUUCGGCUGUAUACAACAUUCAUAUGCUUGAGAGCAUUCAUAUGCUCCUACGGUUUGGUGGUUUUGGUGUCUGCUGCAGUGCUUGGAGUCCUCAGGAAGCGCUAGGAGCAUCCUUCAACGGAGGUACCCAGUCGGGGUGCCAGGUGAUCCGUUACACACACUGCCAUCACUUUGUCCUAUGAUACCCCCUCCUUCCCUCCCUCUGCCACCUGUCACCCCUUCACACUCUGCCACCUCUCACCCCUUUCACACUCUGUCAGCCCCCUCCAUUCUCUGUCAUCCCAUUUCACACUCUGUCAUCCCCUCCACGCGCGUGCGCACACACACACAUUGUCACCCCCCUUCACACACCCUGUCACCACUACCCAUACGCACUGCCACCACCCCCCACAACCCCUCUUGAUCCUGCCAGACUCACCCCUCCAACCAAACUGCACUCACUUCCCCUCGCUCUGCCACACUCACAUUAACCCCCCAAUCCUGUUACACUCACCUUUUCUCUCACUGUCACGCUCCCCACUCCUCUUCCUGUCACACUCCCUAUUCCAACAGUGCCACACGCACCCCCAACCCUGCCACACUCACCCUGUCGCAUUAACAUCUCUAAACCUAUUACACACCCCCAUCACUCUGCCACACUCACCCUAUCAAUUAACCCCCUUAAUCCUGUCACAUUCACCUCCCCUUGCCCUUUGAAAUUCAUGAAUGUCUAACGGAGGAACUGUCACAGGGACCUUGACAGCGACAUCCCAGCUGCUAGUGGGACAGUCCAAGAUGAAAGGAUGUGAAAAAAAUCUCUGCACUGUGCACUUUAAUAAUAAUGUAUGAUGAGUAUGGCACAGUAAUUUAGUAAGCUAAUCAAUCCUAGUGACUGUGUCACUUAAGUCACUGGGAUUGAUUAGGCAGGCUAUAGGGCCUAUAGCCUCCCUAAUCAGUCCCUGUGAAGUGACUGAUAGGCCUAGACACUGUUACUGGGAUUGCUUAAAGCAAUUUAUUAUAUAAUUAUUGAAUGCUUGCCAUACAUUAUUAAAGUGCACAGUAUAGAGAGUUUAUUUAUUUUUGCAUACUUUCCUCUGCCUUAACGUGCCUUAACACUGCCAGUGUGUUUGUUUGUGUGUGUUUGUAUGAAUGUGUGCAUGUGCCCGUAUGACAAUAUGUCAGUAUGAGUGUAUUUAUGUAUCUGUAUGAGUUUCUGUAUGAAUGUGUCUGUAUGCGUAUGUGUAUAUGUGUGUCUGUAUGAGUAUGUAUGUCUAUAUGACUGUGCCUGUAUGAGUAUGUGCAGGUGUGUCUGUAUGAGUGUGUAUCUGCAUCAGUGUGUAUGUGUGUCUGUAUGACUGUCAGUAUGAGUGUGUGUCUAUAUGAGUUUGUAUAAGCAUCUGUAUGAUCAUGUGUGUGUGUGUCAGACUGUGCCUGUAUAAGUUUGUGUAUGUGUGUAUGACUAUGUCUGUAAAGGGUGUAUGUAUGUGUUUCUUUAUGACUAUGUGUCAUCAGAUCAUGCUCCUUCAGUCUCACUGCUCAAUUAUCUGCCAUUUAGAAUGUAAAUAAUUUUUGUUUCUCUUUAUGUGGCCCUAGCCACACCUCCCCCUGGCUGGCUUUCACACAUCCUGCAAUAAAAAAAAUGGUUUCAUUCGCAAUCAGGUGUGACAGCACAGUGAGUUUCCUUUAGAUGUAUUUUUUAUUUCCUGCUCUGUUAAUUGAAUUCAUCUAACACAGAAGGCCCCUGCAGGUUCUAGCCAAACAUUGUAAAUGUACUGUGUAAAUAUUUAUAGAUAAAAUGAGUUAAAACCAUACCAACAAGUGAGGUGUUGCAGUUUCCAUAGACAUAGUGAAGGAUGUACGUAUGGGAAAUCCAAGCUGACUGUUGCUAGAAUAAACAGUGAAACAAUAUGGAGACUGGAGGAAUGUCUGUGUAGCAGAUCAAAGACCCAAGGUAAGAUUAUAACAUUGAUAAUUAAUAAAAGGACAUCAGCAUAGUUAGUUAAAAAAAAAUAAAAAAAUUGAUUCAUCGAAUAAUAGGUAAACAUAUAACACAACAUAAAAGUCAGUGGAUACUUUCUGGUUAACGGGAGCACCUAAAACUGACAUUACAGAUAUACGUCCAUGUUCCUUCAGUCAAACAACUGACUUAUAGGUUUAUUCACUAAAGUGAGAAUAGCUUGGAAUUCCAAAGUGGACUCCAAGUUGAUCUCAAAUAAAAGGCCAAAAUAGCCGAAGUGAAAUUAACAAAGUCAACUUUGUGUCCAGAUCGGCUAUUUUGGUCUUAUAUUUGCAAUUUUCUAACUUAAUGAAUAAGCCUGCCAAUGUUUAUAAUAACUUAAUGAAUAAGGUAUGAAACCUGAGCUUCUUAAAAAACUAGUGGAGUCCUUGUGUACAUUACACGCAACCAUACUGAAGCCCAUGGAGCAAAGCAGGGGGGGAGUUGGCCUUGACAGGGCCAGAGAGUGGGCAGGUGAAGUUAAGGUCAAGGGGUGUGGAAAAUUAAUAUUUGUUUUGGGGGGAGGAGAGUAGGGGUUUAAAUAACGGGCAUUUUAGUGAGUGGCCAUCUUAAUCAAAACCUCACUUACUUUUUACUUGUAGCAAGUCGGCGUGGUUUGUUUUUUCUUUGGCAGGUAUGGCUUCAGCUGAAGAAAUUCUGGCUGGCGUGUAAGAAAUGGUGAAGGAGAAGGGAAUGGCAUGGCUACAGGACCAAAUGGGGGUCCCGAGGAUGUCUGCUCCCCCCCCGUGGUGAUGGAGAGGAGGCCGAUGAGGAGGGCACGACUGCCCCAACGGCUCAGCCCAGGAGCAGCACCAGCGGCGAGGAGGCGUCGGAGUCCGUCGUCGCCUGCGGCCCAGGCAGAAGGACGGACCUCGGGGGUUGGAGUGCGCCGGUCGUGCACAGAGGCCUACCGCAAGGAGGGCACCCAUCCGCAUGUCCGCGGGCGGGAGGCCACAGCAAGCGGCUGGAACCGGCCCAGCCAAGAUGGCGGCCAGGCAGCAGGGCAGAGACAGAUCCGAAAUGCAACUCCCCGGUGAGUCCGCCCCUGGUGGCGAUACUGAAGGGCAGGUGGAUGGGGUACAAGCGGACAGCUCGGCGCUAGAGCCCACUCAGGUGGCAGGGGAAGGCGGAUGGCAGGUCACAGACGGGCUUAACCCAUGCAGAGAAUAGGCCCAGGUCGGAAGGCAGGGAAAGGGACAGGGGGUGCAGCGUUUCUAGGCAUAGUGGAACUGCGGAGGGGGGGGGGUGAAUCCCAGCCCUCAGGAGGUUACCAUUAUACCAGGAGUGGACAAGGCAGAAUAUAUGAGCACAAGUGCAGGGGGCUUGGAGGAGCUGCAGGGACCGAGUAGGAGAGAGCAAGGCAGGGGAGACAGAGGCGAGUGGGAGGCCCAAAGGGGUCGCUCUCAGGUUCAGCAGGACAGGAGCAGGGACAGGAGGCGGGAUGAGAUUGGCGAGCAGCGCAGCAUCCGAAUGAGGUCAGCGGAGAAAGGGAGAAGCAGGGACAGGAGCCAUUCUAGGAGCCAGUGGAGUAGGCAGAGGUCCAGUAGCAGAGAAAGGAGGAUGAGAUAUCGGCGCAGCGCUUCAAUUUCAUCAGACAGGAGUUCAAGGGGACGGCAAAGAAAUACAUACGGCCGGGAUGGUCAGGCAGCGAAACAGCGCAGAGACAGGGAUAGGUGAAGGGAGCGCAGGGAGGAAGGGUGGGUAGGACAACAUAUGGACAGACUACCCAGGUUAUUUUCUCCCGGCAGGUCGAGGAGUGUUUCACCUAAGGUCUCAAGGAGGGGCCAGGUGGACUGGAUUUGGUGGCAACAGGAUUCUCCGCAGCCUGGCAAGACGGACGGAAAGACAGCAACCCCGCAGCCAUUCGCAGCCUGGGGCACAGGUGGUGAGUCAAGAAUUGCACCACACACUGGGAACUUGGUUGUUUAAAAUCGUUUAUAGAGUCAUGGGCGGGAGAAGGGGGGUCAUCUCCGUGGUUCGGAUGGGUAUGGUCACCAGAGGGCAGAAAGGAUAUAGAGAAGGGGGCUGAGUUGACGUUGGCGCGCAGGUCGAGUGUCGGUGAAGUGGGGGAUGGGGCGACAGUAGCGGAGAAGGUGGACGGGUCAGGAGAGCAGUCAGUAGGGUGUGACGAGAUCUCUGACGUGGCGCGGCAAAAUGUGCAUGUGUCCUUUGCGGGGCUGUUGGGGUGUCACUUGAAAGCUGAGAUUAAAGAAAAAAUUGGGAGAGGGGAAUUCGUGGAAAUCUUCUCCUUGCUUCCUCUCGAGGAAUUCCUCGACUUAAAGGAGGAGGAUAAGAAGGAUGCCAAAAAGGAGGAGGAGGAGAAAAGGCGGAGGUAUUGGAAGAUACCAAAGACUUUUGGUAACUGGCAUCGGGCCUUUUGUAUUUUGGCGAGCAUAAUCGGGGGAAAAGUCCCCGGAACGAUGCUCACAGCUUUUUUGUUACAUAGACGGGAUAGGGGACACCUACAGGACUUAUGGGGGAUUGGCAUGGUGGAGGUACGACGAGCAGUUUCGUCAACGGUUGGCAGCGAAUCCUAACAUGAGGUGGGAUCAGAGGGACCUGGAUGGAACUGAUGAUGGCGCAGAAAAACGCGCCCAUUCAGGGGACGGCCGGUACGGCUGCAGGCGGCGCCGUGUCGGCUGGAUAAAAGAGGGGGUUUUGCUGGCUCUACAACGAGGGUCAAUGCAAGUGGGGGGCUUCGUGUAGAUUUAAACAUGAAUGUUCCGUAUGCGGGGGCAAUCACGGAGUCAACAGGUGCUUUAAGAAGGAAAAAUCUAACCUUGGGGGAACAGCUGGGUCCACAGCUACGGCGGCUGCACCUGGGAACAUCGCCGGUGAAGGUCGGCGCGAUGCUGCCAUGGCUAAGGCAAUACGUUAACCAGGAAGACACGUGAUUUUUAUGGCGAGGGUUUACAGAGGGUUUUGUUAUCCCAUUCAGGGUCAAGGGUCUGGGAACGUUGUGUGCAAACCUUAAAUCCGUUCGGGAACAUCCAGGGAUAGUGCGGGAGAAACUAAUGAAAGAAGUCCAAUUGGGGAGGAUGGCGGGGCCGUUUCUAUCCCCGCUUUUGGAGGAUUUGCGGGUGUCUCCACUGGGGGUGGUCCCAAAGAAGGAGGCGGGCAAAUUUCGCAUGAUACAUCACUUAUCGCACCCAAGAGGGUCAUCGGUAAAUGACGACAUUGACGCAGUCCUGUGUUCUGUAUCCAAUGCAUCAUUCGACCAUGCAGUCGAGUUGGUUCGGAGAGCAGGACACGGGGCACUGAUGGAGAAGGUGAAUGUGGAAGCAGCAUUCCGGCUUGUCACCAUCUCCUGGGAUGUUUUUCUAAGGGUUUUUUUUGUGGACUUGUGUUGACCGAUGGGCUGUUCCAUAUCGUGUUCCUAUUUCGAAAAGUUUAACAUGUUCUUGGAAUGGGUGGUGCGGCGGGAAUCGGCCGGUGGGGCAGUAGUGCACUAUCUCGACGAUUUCCUGUGCGUGGGGCCGGCGGGGACCGAGUGGUGUGGUCAGAUCCUGAAGGUAUUUCAAUGGGUGGCGCAAUCUUUUUGGGUUCCCCUGGCGGGGGAUAAGACGGUCAGCACCAGCACGUGCCUCCGUUUUCUCGGUUUAGAGAUUGAUUCGGUAAAAGGCGAAUGCAGGUUACCCGCAGAUAAACUGCAUACACUUUGCCAGCUAGUGGAAAUGGUGAGGGGAUGGGCAGGGUUUUUUGUAGGCAGCAGGCUCGGUCGAUGAGUGGGGUGUGGCUACCAACUCAUUAUGUCAGGGUUUCGGCAGAUAUGAAAGCGGAUCUGGAGGUAUGGGGAAGGCUUCUAAGGGAUUUUAACGGUAAGGUAUUUUUCCGGGAACCAGGGGUAUCAUCCGAUGCCAUGGGUCUGUUCACGGACACUUCAGGGAGCGUGGGGAUCGGGGCUUAUUUGGCGGGACAAUUGUGCGCCGGAGAGUGGCCGACGGAGUGGAAGGCGAGCUCGCUGAUCAGGAAUCUGGUGUUCCUGGAAUUUUUCCCGGUAGUAGUAGCAGUAGCGUUAUGGGGUAAGCAGCUUGCAAACAAAAAAGUAGUCUUUUAUUCAGAUAAUAUGGCAGUGGUCCAGGCUAUCAACGGAUUGUAGGCAUCCUCGAUUUCAGUGGUACGGUUAUUUAGGCAAUAGUAAUAUUGUGUUUAGGGCAAGGCACGUACCGGGGCUCUUGAAUGUAGUGGCUGACGCACUGUCUCAUUCACAGUGGGAAUGUUUUCGGGAAGCGGCUCCGGAAGCGCAGGAGGAGGGACUGGCUUGUCCGGAAAAAAUGUGGCAGCUCAGGACAUCAUACUUGGGGAGUGUCACGAUUCGGGGAACCCAACACGCUGGCACACACACACACACACAGAAAAGGUGCUGUACCGGACCUUAGAGUGGCCGGGCUAAGCACACACAGAAUAGUCAGGAGACAAGCUGAGUAAGGGUAACCAGAAGACAGAAUAACGUGAAACGAGCCGAGGUCAAAGAGUAGGAGAAAGUCACAGAGUCAGAUAAACAAGCCAGAGAGUACGUAACCAGAAACACAAGGUAAGUAGCAAUACUAGUAAGCAAAGACCACAACAGGGCAGGGAGGAACAGGAAAGGUAAGUAUUUAAACCAUAAGGUUAAUUCUGAUUGGAUAAUUUUCAAUCAGAAUUAACAAUCACACGUGAGAGAUAUCUAAACCUCCCACUGUGAUUGAGGCACUGUGCCUUUAACGCCGGCUCAGGUGACUGACCCCGGCGUGUAAUAAUUUGGGCGGUCUCCCAGCGUGCAGCGUCAUGUAUGCUGCCGCUGGGGGACGUGGAGGAAACGGCGGGCGGCAUCCGAGGCUGGAAGGAUGCCGCUCGCCGAGCCCACGAGGAGGAGGGGACCGCGGACGGCUGGAGGGUGAGUACUGCGAGCGGAGUGCAGCCUCCCCUCACAGCCGCCCACGGGAUCCCGACAGGGAGUUCAUAAGGAGUUCCCUGGCGCCAGGCACUUGGGCAUACAAAAAGGUUUAGCGCGAGUGGGAAGAGACAGUGGCGCAAGUGGGCAGGGGACCUUUCAGCAGGACAUCGGCUAGAUGUGUUGUUAUGGGUAUUGUGUCGACUAUUCGCUCGAAAGGUGUCUCCAUCUAUGGUAGACAGGAACAUGUUGGCUUUGGCUUUCUUAUUCAAGUUUAAUGGGUGGGAGGAUUUAACCAAACAUUUUCUGGUGAGGCAAGCCCUACGAGGUUUUUGGAGGGGUAGAAAAUCAACGAAUACAAGGAGACCUGUGUCGUUUGCGGUACUGCAAGGGCUAGUGGAGGCGCUAACUACUUUAUGCUUCUCGGCUUACGAGGUGGUGUUAUUUUCCGGGGAGUUUGUUUGGGCCUUCUUUGGGGCAUUUCGAAUUGGGGAACUAAUUAGCGUCAACAAAGCAGGGGCCGGCAGACUUUGGGUGGAAGACGUGGUAGUCGGCAAGGACAGGGUACAGAUUAGGGCUGCUUGAAGACAGAUGUUUUUGGUAAGGGAUGCUCAAAGACAUUAUUUGAGUUGCCGGGGUCCAGGGUUUGCCGGUUGCUUGCGGGGCCGGGUUCUUGGUAAUCCGCCCUAAGAAGGAAGGCUAUUUUUUCAUUCAUACUAAUGGUACGGCGUUAUCCCGUUUUCAGUUUGUUUGUUCGCUUGGGGUUACGUAAGUUGGGACUGGACCACAUGCAUUUUGGGACACACUCGUUUAGAAUUGGGGUGGCAAUGGAGGCGGCGCGCCUAGGUUUGGGAGACGAGCGGAUCAAGCAGAUAGGGAGGUGGGAAUCCAUUCGGUUCCGCUCGUACGUUAGGCCCGACAGGUUUGUGUGACAGGGGGCUUGGGCGUUUACUGUUAUGUGUUGCUCUGCUGUGUCACUGUUUUAUUUAUUUCUAGGUCGGACGGAAUGACUGAUUGGACAUGCGUAUGUGUAUUGGGCGCAGAAGAGGGCUGCAGUUGCAGCUGGGCUUUCCUAUGGAGAUGGUAGUUCUAUCUUGGUUGGGAUUCAGGGGUUUCAGUUGGCAGAGCAUCAGUAGGGAAUUGUUUCAAAGGAUUGCAAGGGGGUCAUCCCCGAAUGUAGUAUUGGUUCACAGAGGGGGGAACGACCUAGGCUUGAUCCCCCAGCAGGAACUGGUGAGAAAGAUGAAAAGGGAUUUGGAUCAGCUACGGGAGCUGGUCCCUGGCGUGGUAGUGGUUUGGUCAGAAAUGGUGCCUCGUUUUAUUUGGAGACACGCCAAGGAUCCGGCUGCUGUAGCUCGAUGUAGGGGCAAGGUCAAUAAGACCAUGGCUGUUUUCAUUCGAAGGAUAGGUGGUGUAGUAGUGCGGCACCAGGAAAUGGAGGGCAUGCUUCCCGGGUAUUUUAGGAAGGAUGGGGUGCAUUUGUCAGACGUGGGUUCAGAUUUGCUUAAUUUGGGUUUCCAGGACAGUAUUACCCAGGCCCUGUUUAUGUGUGGUGGGGGUCGCACAUGAUCUUAAGGGGGUCAAGUCAUGUGCUGUGGCGGAAUAGGACGUGGGAUAAAUAGGGCUUAGGUGGAAUAAGAAGUGGACAGGCCAAGGUCUAGGCUAGAGUAGGCCAGAGUGGUAAAGUGGUUGGUAGGUUCAAGCUCAUUGGUGGCUACGAACCUGGGGGUGUAGGGAUGUCUUGGUACACCCCUACAGUUUAAACAUAUUGAAAUGGGACCUCUUUGGUAGGCCAUGUGUUAAACGUUAUGCAUUACUGGAAUGUUAAUUAUUGUUAUUUGGUAGGGUCAUUGUCAGGGGUAUUGGGCAGGAAGGAUCGGACGCAGUGGCGUACACAUGACCCAUGGGGCCCCUGUGCGAAAAUUGAUCCGUGGGCCCCCCCCCCGCGCGCGGGCCGGGCCGCAACACAUGGCGGUGGGCACCUGGUCGCAGGGGUUACAGGGCUGCGACCCCUGCGACCGCGGUAUGUACGCCAGUGCAUGCAGAUGCACACACACUUAAAGGACCACUCUAGGCACCCAGACCACUUCAGCUUAAUGAAGUGGUCUGGGUGCCAGGAGCUAGGGUUAACCCAUUUUUUCAUAAACAUAGCAGUUUCAGAGAAACUGCUGUGUUUAUGAAUGGGUUAAGCCUUCCCCUAUUUCCUCUAGUGGCUGUCCCAUUGACAGCCGCUAGAGGCGCUUGCGUGCUUCUCACUGUGAUUUUCACAGUGAGAGCACGCCAGCGUCCAUAGGAAAGCAUUAUGAAUGCUUUCCUAUGUGACCGGCUGAAUGCGUGCACAGCUCUUGCGCAGCGCUUGGCCAGCGGGGAGGGAAAGGAGGAUCGGGAGGAGGCUCCUUGGGGUGGAAAAAGGUAAGUUUACCCCUUACCAGAGCCGGGUGGGGCACCCUCAGGGCACUAUAGUGCCAGGAAAACAAGUAUGUUUUCCUGGCACUAUAGUGGUCCUUUAAAGGACACUACAGACACCCAGAUCACAUCAGCUCAAUGAAGUUGUCUGGGUGUCAGGUCCUCUAGUUUUAACCCUGCAGCUGAAAACAUAGCAGUUUCAGAGAAACUGCUAUGUUUCACUGAGGGUUAAUCCAGCCUCUAGUGGCUGUCUCACGGACAGCCGCUAGAGGAGCACACUGAACGUCCAUAGGAAAGCAUUGAGUAAUGCUUUCCUAUGGGCGGUUUGAAUGCGUGCGCAGUCGCAUUCGGAGCUGAGAGGCUGAGGGAUCCUCAGCGCCAAGGGAGUCCGGCGCUGGAGAAAGGUAAGUGCUGAAGACACACACACACACACUUACAGUCGCAUACACACUAGCUAACAGACACACACAUUUACUGACAGAGAUACAGUCAGCGACAGACAUACAUACACACUCACUUACAAAACAUACACUCUCAUUGACAAACACACACUCACUAACAGACAUCAAACAGACUCACUAACACACACACACUCAGUAAGACACACACAGUAACACACUCACUGACACUCACUAGCAGACACACACACUAACACACUAACACUCACUAGCAGACACACACUAACACUCACUCUAACACUCACACACACACUAACACUCACACACACUAACACACACACUAACACUCACUCUAACACUUACUCUAACACUCACACAUGAUUUUUUUAAAUUUUUUUAUUUAAUCCCCCCAGCCUCCUUACCUUUUGGAGUGCUGGGGGGAUUCCCUGGGGUCCAGUGGGGCUCCUGGGCGGGCUGGCCGGUCAGGCAGGCGGGCGCGCGAGGGAGCACUCAGUGCUUCCUCUUCAGCUCCCUCGCGCGUCGCGUAGGGAUGCCGGAGCCGGAAGAUGACGUCAUCUUCCGGCUCCGGCAUUAGUGCGGUGCGCGAGGGAGCUGAAGAGGAAGCACUGAGUGCUCCCUCGCGCGCCCGCCUGCCUGCCCGACCGGCCACCCGGGGUCAGCAGGGCCAGCCUCAGGGGGGCCCUGGGGUGGUCGGCUCCUGGGCCCCCCAGGGGAAGAGGCUGGCCCUGGGUGUACAUACCGGGUCGCAGGGGCGGCCGGGCCCCCUGGUGGGCCGGGCCCGGUCGCAGUCGUGACCCCUGCGACCCUGGUAUAUACGCCAGUGAUCGGACGUAAUUAUUACUUGUGACAAUGACCCUUAAUUGUUAAAUUAUAUAUUUAUAAUAAAUAAUAAAUCAGUGGACUUUAUACUCCAACAGAAUAAAUUGGUGUCCGAGUGUUACUUAAGUAAGGGUUUAGCACAUGCCGAAUAACGACUGUGCACAUGUCAUGAAUAUUUGUAUACUUUGUAACUAAAACUGCAGUUUACAUCCUAAAUGACCUAACAGCAUGGAUUAAAGAAUGAACAUAGAACAGUAUAAUUUUUUUGCCUAUGACUCAAAGAACAUCAAAAGCAGAGAAUGAACCUUUUGAGGAAGGGCACAUCAGUUUGAAUGGUUCAUCAUAUUUCCAAAUGUCUCACGGCUGAAAGAUUUUUGCCACAGAUUUAUACGCAAUCAUGAAGCAGGAUCUUUGAAAAGCACACAGCAGGAUCUAGAAAACAGCUGAUGGAAAUUGCGAUAUGAGGACUUCAACAACCUGUCAUACAAUUAAACAGUGACUUGAUUCUGUGUUCGUGCUCUAAUCUGUCAGCAGUGACCAUAAAGCUAGCAGGUUCAAAGGAAUGUAAAUAUGGCUAUAAACCGCCAGUAAUUUGACGAAACCAUCUGAUUUUUUUAAAUAGUUUGUUCUUUUAAGAAAGGACUAUAAAAAGAUAAUGAUCGAGCAUGAUUCUUUAAAGUUAAUGUUACGGAUACCUGGCACACAUAUAUAAAAUCUCCUUCUUUUAAAAUGCAGAAUGAUUGUUGCUUUUCUAAAAUCUACACAGCAAGAGCGAUAUAGAAUAAACAAAUUAAAUUAAUACAGUGGUACCUCGGUUUACAAACGCCUCGGCUAACAUAAUUUUCAUUUUAAAAUUAAAAUCCAUUGAAAAUAAUGCCUUGGUUUACCAUUUUUUUUCGCAAUACAAAGCAAGUUUCCCCAGGAUGCAUUGCGUCUGGGAGGUUUAUAGCUCCACCCCCAUGCAUGCUAGAGUCUGUGGGUAGCAGGUGGCGUUGAGUGUGGAGGUGUUGGAGCGGCUUUUGCAUCAAGUUUUGGAGCCAUUCUGGAAAAUUUUUGCAGUGGUUUUGGAACUUUUUUGGUGCAUUUCUCAAGCAGUGGAAAGGUAGGCAGCUGAGCCGUUUGCAUGCCUUUUACUGCAUGUUCUGCAUUGUGGGUUGGUUUCCAUGCCAGCUCAUUUGAAUUUUUUUCUGACCUCCAGAACGGAUUAAUUGGUUUUCAAUGCAUUCCUAUGGGAAACCACGUUUCAGUUUACAAAUUUUUCACAAUAAGAAAUGUCCUGGAGAACGCAUUAAAUUCGUAAACCGAGGUACCACUGUACUUUAUAUAACAAAUUGCCUAUACCCCUUUAAUGACUUUUAUAGAAGAAAUUCCAGUUUGCAUCCAAAUGUGAAUGCAAUUAAAAAAAUAACAGCAAAAACACAGGGGAGGGUACACAAGUACUUCUGUCACCAUAACCACUACAUAGACCUAUAGUGGUUAUAGUGCUUGGAGUGCUUUUUUAAACAUAUUGUACUUUAACAAAUACUAAUAGAGAAAUUGAGAGCAUGCUCAGAAAGUAGUAUUCAGAAAGCAAGGUCAUUAAAGCGUAUCAUUAUUCUCUAAUCAUGUGUAGAUGGAGUGGUCCAUUUCAAUGAGGAAAAUAAAAUAAAUCUGAAAGCCGUGCUAGUCAGUAUAUAUGGCAGCACAAUGUAUAGAUAGUAUUUUAGUAUCUUCAAAUUUCAUGACAGUUGCACUUGAAAGCUUAAAAAUACUUUGCAUUUUAAAGUUAAUAAUAUUCUAUUUGCUUCAUUUUACCAUGAAAAUAACAAUAUGAUGACUGUCAAUUAAGUCUUAACUUGUUAUCACUUUUAAACUUGAAAAACACGUCAAACCACCGAUUUCACUGUACUUUGAUCGGGAUGUGGAAGACAGUAAUUAAUUACGAUCUAUUCCGUACAUUGAAAUGCUAACAUAUGGUAAUGAGCCGAGGAGGUUAGUAUGUGUGACAUGUACGUCAAAGCUGGAACUAUGAAAUAUUUCUGAAAAACCACAUUGAUUUUUAUUGUUUAUACAGGGAUGAUAUACAACCUAUCAGUCACUUAAGCAAAUACAAGUCUCGCCAUUACCUGUAACACCUAUUUAACUUCUUGGAUGUUGCUGUAGCUUAGAAUAAAAACAAUGAUAUGACAGUCCUAUGUAAAUCCUUUCAUUUAAUAAUAAAAAACAUUAAAAAAAAAAAACAUAUGUGGAAGGCAUAUGCCUGAAUUUGUGAGAGGGGUUAUUUUCCUAUUUAAAUCCCCAGUAACCCCAGCUUACCUAUCGUCGCCGUCUGGAAGUUCUGGCCUGCUCACCUUACUCUCGUCAGCACAACUUCUGGGUCCUCAACAGCGCGCUUCCGGUGCCGUCAUUCCUUGCGGCUUCCCGCCAGCCUCCGUUCCCACAGACGCUCGCAAACUCACAAACUAACAAACACCAGGUAACCGGCUAGAAUAGCCACGUUCGGGCUGUUCCCGCCGUUCGACUUUUCCCUUAACUGUAUAUACGAACACACGUAUGAGACCGCAAUCACAGGCGUACACAAAUAUAAAUGUAUUGACCAAAUAAGUAACUCAAACACACGGAGCUAUUCCUCUGAUUCCUCUGAUUCCUCGGUAGGAAAGCACUGGUAUUUUAUAAUCCUACUAUAAAUAUACCGCAUACCAUUCUAAAAUAAUACAUUUCAUACAUAGACUUGUUGCUGUUUAAUGAUACUGAACAUGUACUGUGAAACCUUUACAUGAGUAAAAUAAAACCUGUUUACUGUGCCACUGGUUUUGAGAUCUAUUUAAUGAGCAGUGGACUGGAAAAAAAAAAAGAUAUCUAGGAGCAAGGAUUGGAAAGUGCUCAUUCUAUUCACUUUCUGUGAAAGAGACAGAACCAAGUACAUGCAAGGUUGUUUUAUUCAUAAUAUCUAAAUAGAGCUAUUGGUAAACUGACAGCCAACGUGAUGCUGAUAUCUGGGUGGUUCAGCAGUUCUGAUCACGUUUUCUAAAAAGAAACGAACCACCAAACAUUCGAACGUCAGGUAAUCGGCAAAUAGCCGUGUUAGGGCUAUUUUCCGUUUAACAAUUUACAAUCUCGUUGUACGUUUUAUCAGGGCCGCCAUCGGGGAAUGACAACCAUAACGGUUGCCAGUGUAUGUAUGUAUGCCAGUGUAUGUGUGUAUGUAUGUAUGUAUGCAUGCCAGUGUAUGUAUGUAUGCCAGUGUAUCUAUGUAUGCCAGUGUAUGUGUGUAUGUAUGCCAGUGUAUGUAUGUAUGCCAGUGUAUGCAUGUAUGUAUGCCAGUGUAUGUAUGUAUGCCAGUGUAUGUAUGUAUGUAUGCCAGUGUGUGUAUGUGUGUAUGUAUGCCAGUGUAUGUAUGUAUGCCAGUGUAUGUAUGCCAGUGUAUGUAUGUAUGUAUGCCAGUGUGUGUAUGUAUGCCAGUGUAUGUAUGUAUGUAUGCCAGUGUAUGUGUGUAUGUAUGUAUACCAGUGUGUGUCUGUAUGUAUUCCAGUGAAUGUGUGUAUGUAUGUAUGCCAGUGUAUGUGUGUAUGUAUGUAUACCAGUGUAUGUGUGAGUGUAUGUAUACCAGUGUAUGUGUGUGUGUAUGUAUGUAUGUAUACCAGUGUGUGUAUGUAUGUAUGCCAGUAUGUCUGUACGUAUGCCAGUGUGUGUCUGUAUGUAUGCAUGCCAGUAUGUGUCUCUAUGUAUGUAUGCCAGUAUGUAUGUAUGUAUGUAUAUAUGUAUAUAGCAGUAUGCAGUAUGUAUGUCUGCAUGUAUAUGUAUGUGUGUGUGUGUGUCAGAAUCUCCCUAUGCAUGUGUGUAUGUCUGUUUCAGUAUUUGUAUCUGUUAGUGUGUGUGUAUUCCUGUGGGCGGGAUUUGGAGGCGGGCCCAGACCUUGAGCUGUGUUAGGGGCCCCAAAAUUUCUGAUGGCGGCCCUGAGUUUUCUCUUCCCAUUGCCGUUCAUCAAAUACUCUAUGCAAAUAUUUUUGAAUGACGUGUUGCUUAGUUAAAUAAUUAGCUGCAAAUGGUCAAACUAUCUGCACAGUUCAUACAGUCGGUAAAGGGUAACAUUUUACAUGCCUUCUCCCAGUACAUACUAAACCCCAAGCAUUUGCUCAAUGUCUGUAUCGUAAAAAACACACAAAUAUCCAAAAUAUCCACAAUAUGUUUAUUUUAAGUGUCUUGAGAUGUUAUUUUUAAAUUGUGUGGUGAUAGAGUAAGACGAUGGGGGAGCGUAGCAGCAUGGAUUUUUUGUGAGACCAGUGCUGAUUCACAUCUCAUUGCAUGCUCCCCAAUCACAGUAUUACGUGAUGGGGCAGAGCUUCAGAGCCCCUGGUGGAGCGCAGACGCACUGCAAGUACCCGGGCACAAGCAGCGCUGAUGCUCACUCUGGCUGUGGCGUCCUCCUUUGCUCAUGGAUGGGGUAGGUAAUAUGUGUUUUAGUGGUGGUAUCAAAGCAUACAGCUUUAACAGUAUAUUUGUUAUAAGCACAUGUACUUUUAAGUAAUAAGCAUUCAGAGGCAGGAUUCUGACAUUGUUUCAUUGACCCUUUAAGAGUAAAUCUUUCCUCGCAUGGCUAAAUUAACCAUUUAUGCUCUUGGCUAGUAACACUUGUUCUCCUCUAGUAUAUUUGCUUUAGUUUGUUGCCUGUAAUUGCUGUUUUCGUACAGAACCCUCAGUUUUACCAAAUUAAUGUCGAAAAUAAAAAUUUCUGACGUAUUCAGCUUUGCAUAGACAACCUACAUUUAAGACCUGAUUACCUUGACCUGUACGUCUCUGCUCAGACAAGCACAUGUGAAUCUAAACAAAGUGCAUUAAGCUCGCACUCACGUUAUCUGCAGUUCUGAUAAGCAAGCCUCGGCAAAGGCGAUUACGCGUGGUAACAGUAAUAUGAACAAGAUCCGCAGAUAUAUAUAUAAAAAAAAAAAACUUACGAGCCCCGAGGGCCAUACACACAUACAUACAUACACGCAUUCUAGUUCAUACGUACUGACCAUCUGGACCUGACGCGCUCACAGGGCACUCCAGUUACGGUCAGCCUUACGAUGCUACUUCAUUAUCCCUCAUGUUUUCGUCCCAUGGUAUGUCCUCUCUCUCACUAACUAACCUUCCCUCUUAGUUAGCAGUGGCUGGCUGUCAGGUUCCUAGGUGUCCACUAGUUAUUAUUCCCCCUGGCUUCUUCGCCUUAGGUUAGUGGUCCCGGGAGGCCAACACCCAUCCUCAUACUCUGAGGUACUACGCCCCUCGGGCCAAAUCAUAGUUAGUCGCCUCGCAUUGCGGCAUAGAGAGGGCCUCACCUGUCAUCUUAUGUUUAACUGUCACGGAGAGCCCGCCACAACGUUCAGUGGCCACGCUAUCCCCUCGCGCCAACGCAUAGAUAGAGCCUCUCAAGCCACUUGGCAAUUAGCAGGGCCUCACCUGUCACCAACCUAGAGUAAUCGUUUUGACGCAUUGUGGCACUAGCUAGUCAGCCAGCACACAUACACACACGUAGUACUUGAGGGGCGGCACCUGCAGACCCCGUCAUGCAUACCCACUAUGUUUCAGAUCCAAUAAUCAGAUCAGGUAUCCUAGCGGAUUAUUUCCCGCCUUGUUAUAGCUCUAGUUUCGAUGGUGAGUUUAUAUACCAGUAAUACAAACCGUAUGUCAGAACUAUCAUACAAGGCUAAUCCAUGCUUUCAAUACGUCAAUCACUUACGGGCUAAGGGUCUACUAGAUAAUUAGAUAGCAGUACAAGGAUGAUACCCAAAUUUAUAUAAUUUCCCCAACUUGUCACUCACUUUGUGAUCCUAUUAUACCACAUACACUAGGUGCCCAUAUCAAUUCAGUAGAAACCAAGGUCAGCGGUUUCAUGCAACAAUUUGUUUCAGGCAUUUUAUUUCUUACAUAUAUUUUCAGUUAAAUACGUAUAUUGGGCCUCACGCUGCCUUUUACGUUUACACGUUGUACAUAUUUAGGCCUUGUAUUGGACCAUCGUCAGGUCCUCAAUAUGCUUACGUACAUAUAGUGACUGCUUCCAGAUUAUUCAUUACAGAUAUACUGUUUUGGCAGCCCAUUAGGGGCAUUUCAGUACAUUGAGUUCCAAAUUACCAUACGUUGACUCAUACUAUCGCUUAAUUAUCACGUCUACGUCAAUUAUACAAGGCAAUACAGGUUAAAGCAUUAGCAAUCUAAUAAAGAUAGGAUAAACCAGAAUUCCUACUUGUUUCAUAUCAAACAUCGAGGCAUCACUCAGCCUUCAUUACGAACAAACAAAUACAAUUCAAAUCCUUAACAGCUAAUGGGGACUUGUCUCUGCACGCUUGACAUUCGCAAGGUUCUCCAUGCGCAUUCAAUCAUUUGUUACGCUAUUUAAUAUUACAUACAUUUCACUAUGUUAUUUACGUUCAAGAAGUCCAUCAGGAUUGACUUUCGGUCAUGCUAUCUGUUUCUGUCUAAGAAGUUACACCUAUAGGCAUCUUAUAAUACAGACAAUUACGAUCCCAAGCCUAUCAAGUAAACGAUUAUAGGGUAUUUAUUAUACGACAUAUUAUCUUUAAGCUUAAACCACAAUCAAAGCUCCUUUUUCAGGUUCCUCUCUUAAGAGCACACAUUGUCCCUACUGUUAGUCACAGCAUUUCAUUCUAUUCUUCGGUUCGCAUCACGUCAGAUAGUUUCGUCAGAUGCCUUUUUCAGUCCUUUUUCUCUGUGGUUCUAUCCAGUUACUCACUCAUGUAAGGUUAUGUUAAUGCUCAUCCACAAGAAACAAGCCUGCCAAGGGUAAGAAGUUCUGAACUUAGUCAAAUACAUUUUGCACGAGGCCAACUACUCACCUCAACACGGAGGUUCCACCCAGCGGCCCAACUCUGAGUUAGUACCUCGCAAAUUCUUCUGCAAGGUCUUGGGUAAGGCCUCACAUGUCACGGCCACAAGUAUUGUCUCUUUAUCAUUACCAAAGGUUAACACCCCGCUGUGCUUGGUAGGUACAAGUCCACAUGGCCCAAAUCAAAAUUAGAGCCUUUCUCAGCCACGGAGCAAAUGGCUGGGCCUCACCUAUCAUGGGAUAGUCAAUAUCUUUGCCUAUAAGUACUCGUUAGCAAGCAGCUCUACUACAUGGGAUAUUUCAAUUGGCAUCAAAGUUUGCAUAGUUAAAACAUAUAUAUAUUUUUCUUUUCUUUCCUCCUUACAGAAUGCUACAAGAAAUAGCUCCAGGUGACAUUCUAUCUUUAAUAAACACUCUAACCCUGUCAUCCCAGGUCCCCCGAAGUAUCCCCCGCCCUGGCCACUCCUAAAGUCCUGAAGUCGGGCCUUGCUUAAACAUAACUGUUGAGCUUAAAGAACAUUCAGUCCAGAGAUCCUAUGCAGUUCACAAGGCCUAAUCAAGCCUUAAGUUAGAGUUUUUUACGCAGGUAGAUUUGUCUACUAACACUAAGCAAACUUACUCUAAAGAUUACGAUAUGUGUAAGUAUUGUGUAUGAUUUAAGAUAAUAAAUGCGUUCCAAUUAUAAAUGGUUGCUUGCACAAUUUUUGCCACAUCUCUUUGAAACCAGCCUACAAUACAAUUAAAACUAUACCUACAGGAAGUUAACAUUACAUGUAGACAAUAUACCCAACAGCUCCCAUUUCUUUUCUUAUUCAGUAUGGGCGCUGACAAGUGUCAGAGAUCAAAACUCCACAAAUCAUCCAAUUCACUCCCUAUCAACAGUAAAUCUUAGGGGGAGUUUUCAAAUUAACCGUUAAGCCUCCCUUUAAUAACCCUACUAAUUUAAGUCAGCAGCUCACUUGGCUUUCUACGAUUUCUUGAGGCCAAAAGAAAGAAUCUUGCUGUCGGAAACAUUCGACCUUCACCCAUGCGUAAAGAAUUCAGGAAUCAACAAUUGUUACAUUAUCUACUCUUCAUACCAAAACAUAUCAGUUGGGCAUUUUAAAUUGUGCCCGGUUCAAAAUUUGUACUCGUAAUCAAAGACCAGGUUAGCCAGGUCCCUAACUAAACCUUACUAUCUUUAAUAACUGCGAUAUUUGUUACUUUAAUACACCACCCAGGCCUUAAUCCUUUCUCCUACUCAGGCCACUCAUUCCAUGUCAAUACAACAGCAGCCUCUAAUGGGCUUGUUACGACACACAUAAGUAGAAAUAUGGUAAGUUGGUUUAAAAUAGGAACAUUCCUAACCCAGGAUAGAAAUCAGACUGUCUUGUCGACAGUGUGACUAAAUGAUUGCUAAAUGUGAAAUUAAUCUUGUCUUCAAUUUUUGCCCUCUUUUACAGGCCUGACCUCUCGUCGGUUUCAGCACACCUCAACCGACUUUGGUCCUUAUCGAACUACAUAUUUUAAUUGUACGUCCUCUAAUUACCCCGUACACAAGUGGAAGGCAUAUGCCUGAAUUUGUGGCAGGGGUUAUUUUUCUAUUUAAAUCCCCAGUAACCCCAGCUUACCUAUCAUCGCUGUCUGGAAGUUCCCCUCCCACCUCACCCUUUAUUAUUUACAUCAAUAUACCAGGUGGGCCCUCUUUUACAGGCCUGACGACUCGUCGGUUUCAGCACACCUCAAUCAACUUUGGUCCUUAUCGAACUACAUAUUUUAAUUGUACGUCCUCUAAUUACCCCGUACACAAAUAUUUACAGUUGCAAGAAAAAGUAUGUGAACCCUUUGGAAUGAUAUGGAUUUCUGCACAAAUUGGUCAUAAAAUGUGAUCUGAUCAUCAUCUAAGUCACAACAAUAGACAAUCACAGUCUGCUUAAACUAAUAACACACAAAGAAUGAAAUGUUGCCAUGUUUUUAUUGAACACACCAUGUAAACAUUCACAGUGCAGGUGGAAAAAGUAUGUGAACCCUUGGAUUUAAUAACUGGUUGAACCUCCUUUGGCAGCAAUAACUUCAACCAAACGUUUCCUGUAGUUGCAGAUCAGACGUGCACAACGGUCAGGAGUAAUUCUUGACCAUUCCUCUUUACAGAACUGUUUCAGUUCAGCAAUAUUCUUGGGAUGUCUGGUGUGAAUCGCUUUCUUGAGGUCAUGCCACAGCAUCUCAAUCGGGUUGAGGUCAGGACUCUGUCUGGGCCACUUCAGUAGGCGUAUUUUCUUCUGUUUAUGCCAUUCUGUUGUUGAUUUACUUCUAUGCUUUGGGUCAUUGUCCUGUUGCAACACCCAUCUUUUGUUGAGCUUCAGCUGGUAGACAGGUGGCCUCAAGUUCUCCUGCAAAAUGUCUUGAUAAACUUGGGAAUUCAUUUUUCCUUAGAUGAUAGCAAUCCAUCCAGGCCCUGACACAGCAAAGCAGCCCCAAACCAUGUUGCCCCCACCACCAUACUUCACAGUUGGGAUGAGGUUUUGAUGUUGGUGUGCUGUGCCUUUUUUUCGCCACACAUAGUGUUGUAUGUUUCUUCCAAACAACUCAACGUUGGUUUCAUCUGUCCACAGAAUAUUUUGCCAGUACUGCUGUGGAACAUCCAGGUGCUCUUGUGCAAACUGUAAACGUGCAGCAAUGUUUUGUUUGGACAGCAGUGGCUUCCUCGGUGGUAUCCUCCCAUGUAAUCCAUUCUUGUUUAGUGUUUUACGUAUUGUAGAUUCGCUAACAGGGAUGUUAGCAUUUGCCAGUGACUUUUGUAAGUCUUUAGCUGACACUCUAGGAUUCUUCUUCAGCUCAUUGAGCAGUCUGCGCUGUGCUCUUGCAGUCAUCUUUACAGGACUGCAGUGCUGAACUUUCUCCAUUUAUAGACAAUUUGUCUUACCGUGGACUGAUGAACAGCAAGGCUUUUGGAGAUACUUUUAUAACCCUUUCCAGCUUUAUGCAAGUCAACAAUUCUUAAUCGUAGGUCUUCUGAGAGCUCUUUUGUGCGAGGCAUCAUUCACAUCAGGCAAUGCUUCUUGUGAAAAGCAAACCCAGAACUGGUGUGUGUUUUUUAUAGGGCAGGGCAGCUGUAACCAACACCUCCAAUCUCAUCUCAUUGAUUGGACUCCAGUUGGCUGACAUCUCACUCCAAUUAGCUCUUGGAGAUGUCAUUAGUCUAGGGGUUCACAUACUUUUUCCACCUGCACUGUGAAUGUUUACAUGGUGUGUUCAAUAAAAACAUGGCAACAUUUCAUUCUUUGUGUGUUAUUAGUUUAAGCAGACUGUGAUUGUCUAUUGUUGUGACUUAGAUGACUUAGAUGAUUUUCAGAUCACAAAUUUAGGACCAAUUUGUGCAGAAAUCCAUAUCAUUCCAAAGGGUUCACAUACUUUUUCUUGCAACUGUAUAUAGUAGAGAUUGUAGCACGUUUAGUCCAGUGAUGCAGAUGUUAAAAUGAAAUUCGGAUCUCGUAAUACCUUUUUUUUAGACUAACAGAAUUUAGAAUGAAAACAUUUCGGGAGAUCCUCCCUUUCUCGAGUGAAAGCAUUUCUGAGUAAUACAACACAUAGAAUUUAAAGUCUAGUUGUGCAGUUAGCCGAAUGGAUUCGGGAUACAACCUUAGGCACAUACUAACCAAUUAAUCCCUGUAGUUAUUAGUUAGACAGAACAAUAUAGGUAAGUUGUCCAGCAGGAUGUUAGAAGUAUAUCUCAUAGGGGCCAUUUACAUGAGGUUGAGAUAUCUGCUCAAGUGAAUGUAGCAAAAAAGAAAAUAUAUUGUGCCACCUAUGCGUUUAAAUACCCCUGACCAAGGGGGCAGUGGGUGGGGGGUGGGGUGUUCAUACAAAUUCUCGAGUGUGUAACCCAAAACAAACUUUUAUGUAAGUAAAAUUUUAACUUUUAAAACAUAAAUAAACCUGAAACUACAGCUCAGACAGUGCAAUACCACUUAGUGAUUCAGCAAUAAGUGGAAGUUAGGAGGAAACCUGGAACAUGUGCGCUUGGGUAAGUUAUUGUAGUCCUAUUUAGGUCCUGAUCUCUUGUAGGUAGAAAGAAUGUCACGUUGGGGAUGUCCUAGACCUCAUUAGUGUGGUAUCUGCCAGGCCGACGGCUAAUGCUGAGGCAUCUGCUCGAGAUAUUGCUCUAUAUGCCAUUCCCUCCUUCUGCACCUGCGGGAUGCAGGGUGAGGACCAUUUAUAUGCCAGGCCAGCUUCUUGCAGCUUUUUGGUGAUGGGCUGCAUGGUUUUGAGCCACAACAGUGUGGAACGGUUUAUAUCCGGAAGAAAGUAAGUUGGUGCGAUUCAAAGUCCAGAGGUACUUCAUCUUCAUCAGCCUUUGCUUUUCUGUGAAGGUUUAAAGGAUCACUAUAGUGUCAGGAAAACGCUAGCGGUUUUCCUAACACUAUAGUGCCCUGAGGGUCAUAGACGCGCCUCUAGUGGCUGUCCGGAAGACAGCCACUAGAGGCUGGAUUAACCCCAAAUGUAAACAUAGCAGUUUCUCUGAAACUGUUAUGUUUGCAUCUGACGGGUUAAAACCUGAGGGACCUGGCACCCAGACCACUUCAUUGAGCUAAAGUGGUCUGGGUGACUAUCGGGUCCCUUUAACAUCUGAUUAUAAUGUCCCUUGGAGUGCCAGCCGGAUCCCUGGGGGACUUGGUAAUCCGAUAGGCUCCAUCUAUUUGUAUAUGCUUUGUUUGUUUGGUGGGUAGCACUGAUGCAAUGAGCCAUCUUAGGAAGUGUGGUAGCUCCUCUGGGUAAACUGCAUCCGCAACUCCUCGUAUUUUGAUGUUUUGCCUGUUGUGUCAACUCGGAGUGAUAGAGAUGAGUGUAAUGUUUGUAAGGGCUGUACAGUUUCCCCCAAAGCUGUUAGGCCCUGUUUAAGAUCGUUCACGUCCUCUUCAGUAGCUUAGACUUGGGCCAUGACUACCUGCAUCUCACUUUUCACCACUGCUAUAUCAGCAUUGAAUAAUUGUCUAAUUUUGUCACACAAGUCAGUGAUGUCUUGUUCAGUUCAGUGGCGGACCCGAGGGGGGUGGGGGGGAAAUACCUACAACCAGGCCCCUUUAAAUUUUGCAGAGACCAAGCCCCUCCCGAACAGAGAGUGCUGGGAGAAAGUGCUAUCUGUUACUUCCUCCCUGCUUACUGAUCGCGCGUGCUGGGAGGACUGAAGACACUCUGAGAGAGGAGGAGGAAAAGCUCUGCAGGCAGACUUCUAUGCCGUCAGCCUCAGUUAUCCCCAGGAACUCACCUCCCUGCAGCAAAAG
Molecule: messenger RNA, 37287 nt
Organism: Pelobates cultripes (western spadefoot toad)
Lineage: Eukaryota; Metazoa; Chordata; Amphibia; Anura; Pelobatidae
Source: the annotation of a GenBank genome assembly